Molecule: messenger RNA, 1853 nt
Organism: Xenopus tropicalis (tropical clawed frog)
Lineage: Eukaryota; Metazoa; Chordata; Amphibia; Anura; Pipidae
Gene: frzb
Product: frizzled related protein
Biological process (GO): negative regulation of canonical Wnt signaling pathway; animal gross anatomical part developmental process; regulation of cell differentiation
Cellular component (GO): extracellular region
Source: RefSeq, marked provisional
GAACAAGGGGCACUUUCACAGGACUCCUGGCAGCAGAGGUGAAUGGCUAGCCCUAUGGAUAUGGCUUGCUGAUUUUGAUAAAUGAUUGAUUGCUUUCAGAUAGGCAGCACUGCAGAACUUUUCAUGGAUUUUCAUCUUAUUCUGCACUUUUAAAUUAUCUGGGUAAUUGUUAGUAUUGCCUUGGGUGGGACUAAAGGCAAACUUAACGCCUUGCAUUUGAGUUGAACUAGAACUAUAAGGUGGAGUGAGUUAUAGUUGCUUUGCAUGUGCCCAGAUCUUCCCUGUAUACAGAGUCCCUGUAUUACACCCAGAGUGAGCCUACGCUUACAGGUGAUAGCUUGGGCAGGAUAACAAUGUCUCCGACAGGGAAGGUGGACUCAUUUCUGCUAAUGGUCAUACCGGGGCUGGUGCUCCUAUCAUUACCCAACGCUCACUGUGCUUCAUGUGAGCCUGUGCGGAUUCCCAUGUGCAAAUCUAUGCCAUGGAACAUGACUAAAAUGCCCAACCAUCUCCACCACAGCACUCAAGCCAAUGCCAUUUUGGCAAUUGAACAGUUUGAAGGUUUGCUGACCACUGAAUGUAGCCAGGACCUUCUGUUCUUUCUGUGUGCUAUGUAUGCCCCCAUUUGUACCAUCGAUUUCCAGCACGAGCCAAUUAAGCCUUGCAAAUCUGUAUGUGAAAGGGCCAGGGCCGGCUGUGAGCCCAUUCUCAUCAAGUACCGGCACACUUGGCCAGAGAGCCUGGCAUGUGAGGAGCUCCCCGUAUAUGACAGAGGAGUCUGCAUCUCCCCAGAGGCUAUCAUCACGGUGGAACAAGGAACAGAUUCGAUGCCAGACUUCCCCAUGGAUUCAAACAACGGAAAUUGUGGAAGCACGGCAGGGGAGCACUGUAAAUGCAAGCCCAUGAAGGCUUCCCAAAAGACGUAUCUCAAGAAUAAUUACAAUUAUGUAAUCAGAGCAAAAGUGAAAGAGGUGAAAGUGAAAUGCCACGACGCAACAGCAAUUGUGGAAGUAAAAGAGAUUCUCAAGUCUUCCCUAGUAAAUAUUCCUAAAGACACAGUAACACUAUAUACCAACUCAGGCUGCUUGUGCCCCCAGCUUGUUGCCAAUGAGGAAUAUAUAAUUAUGGGAUACGAAGACAAAGAGCGCACCAGGCUUCUAUUAGUGGAAGGAUCCUUGGCUGAAAAAUGGAGAGAUCGCCUUGCUAAGAAAGUCAAGCGUUGGGAUCAGAAACUUCGACGUCCUAGGAAAAGCAAAGACCCCGUGGCCCAAAAUACCAACAAAAACAGCAAUUCCAGACAAGCACGUAGUUAGACGAAUGGAAAGGUGUAUGGAAAUUCCAUGGACUUUAAUACUAAGAUUUGCAUUGUUGGAAGAGCAAAGAAGAAAUUGCACUACAGCACGUUAUAUUCUAUUGUUUACUACAAGAGGCUGGUUUAGUUGAUUGUAGUUCCCCCUUUCCUUUUUUUUAUAAUUAUAUUUGCACGUGUUCCCGGGCAAUUGUUUUAUUCAACUUCAAGUGGCAGAACGGUGACCGAACAUCUAGGCCUGAUGAAGCACAAUUCAUUUCUGAUCGACCAAUGGUGACGAGUGUGUGAUACUUUGCCAAAGUGACAUGAUUGCAAUGGUUGGCCAAUGUUGCUUCUUCUUUAGAUGAACAAAUGAGAGAUCACAUUGAAUGACGGCUUUGAUCACUUUCCAUUUAAUACUUUUAGUUAGACAAUAAGUGGGGUGUGCCUAAAUUUGAAUAUUUUGUCUGGUUCAGACUGUAUGGUCUCUGUGGGGAAGGUAAAUACCUGCUUUGUCAAUUCUGUUUUAAAAAUUGCCUGAAUAAAUAUUAAGUCCUAAAUAUCA